AUGGGAAGGAGGAGUGAGUCCGAACUCCGCUGCAGCCUAGGCUGGAAGCUGCUCCUGGCAGCUUGGGCUUUCUCAAUCCGAUUCGUGGCAGUGGCUGUUACCGGAUCAGAUGACACAGUGUCUGCCUACUCUACUGAGAAUACCACUUCUGCUGUGCUAAACAUCGACAAUUCCUCAUCUCUCCCUCAUUCUUAUGCCCCAGAUCCCCAGACAGCUACCCCUGUCCCUCGCCUCAAGGAUUCCCCAAAUGUUUCCACUACCCCCAGCUACUCCCCUUGGCCAACCCCCGGUGAAUCCUCCCAAGCUCUAGCAGAUGGAUUAGGGAAGAGUUCCAUGGCAGAACAGCUCCAGGGUGAGGGGCUGGAUGGUGGAACUGGGACUGGACAGCUGGGUUGGGAGCAGGGAGUAAAUGGCAGCCACCCUGGGUCAGAGGAACUGGGUGGCCUAGGGGUAACUUCCCCUCCUUUGGCCAAUGACUUGGAUCAGGAGCUUGGGGGCUGCCUAGGUUGCCAGGGAACUGAGCAGGUGUUGGAGGAGGAGCCACCCAGCCCUGCCAGCCCAUCUACUGGACAAAUUGCAGUCCCUGGCUUAGACUGGGUAAAAGGGGUGGAGGGAAUCGGGGGGACUUUUGGACCAACAGGAGGGACCACUGCAUUCGAAGAGAAUCAGUACACCAAGUUGGGCUUAUUUGAAGAGGCCACCAAUCUCACAACCCAAGGGGCAGAAGGAAGCACUGACUACACCCGGAUGGACUUGGAGAUGCAGUUGUGGUCCCAGGUGGGUACCAUCCCUGCCCUCCAACCCCUGACAACAAGUGAGCCCUCCGAGCUGCCCACAGAUUACAUUUACGACCCUGAAAAUAGUACAACCAUUGGCAGAUUUCCCAUUGCUGAAGCUUCAGAUGUUCCCAUGACAUCAUCCAACUUAGGCUCCACGGAAGAUUACUUGCCUGACCUUCCUGCCUUGACACAUGGUCCUGAUGUCAGUGUCUCAGAUAUCCAAAUGGCCACAUUAUAUUAUUGGGAUGAAAUCUCCACUGAGCUGGAGGAUGAUAAUGAGCUUAGGCUGACCACAGUCUCUCCUAAGAUACAGACCAUGUUGGUGAAGGAAGAAGGCAUAAACAUGCAGACUGAGCCCAACCAGGACUUCAGAUCAGAAUCUUUCUUCAAGAAAAAUGCCUUCACUGGUUCCUCUGGCUCAGGGAGCAGACGAGACACUAGCCUAUCACCCCCUGUUCUUGGAGAAAAUGGGAGUGACUGCAAGCUGGGAUACCUGAAGCAGAAUAAGUCUUGCAAGUCCAUUUGUGACAUGGUCCCAAACUACUGCUACAAUGGUGGGCAGUGUUACAUCAUGGAAAAUGUUGGAGCUAUUUGCAGAUGUAACGCUCAGGACUACAUCUGGCACAAAGGGAGUCGAUGUGAGUUUAUCAUCACAGAGUUUCAAGUGAUGUGUAUAGCAGUUGGCUCCUCAGCAGUGGUGAUCCUGCUCCUCUUCAUGCUCACUGUCUUCUUUGCAAAGAAGGUGUACUCCUUAAAAACUGAAAACAAAAAACUUCGGAAAAGGAGCAAAUACAGGCCUCAGCUGGAACAACACAAUGACAAUUUCUCUCUCUCCACCAUUGCUGAAGGCUCCCAGGCAAAUGUAAGAAAACUCUGCACCAUUUCAUCUAAUGUUUUACCCCAUGCCCAUGUGUUGGUUUACUAUGAUAUUAUAUGUCAGGAUGAUGCAAACGGACAAAAUAAAACUCAAGAUUCAAUAAAAACUUGCCCGAAAGACGGAGACUCACUAAACGUGCAAAACAACUGGACGCCAAAACACGACAACAAAGACAGCGCGAGUGCUGAGGCAAACUCGCUACAGAACAACAUGAUGUAA
Carcharodon carcharias (great white shark) is the source of this 1875-nucleotide messenger RNA. RefSeq names its product chondroitin sulfate proteoglycan 5-like. The record is from RefSeq and is a predicted model, not a curated record. Gene Ontology annotation, biological process: nervous system development. Lineage: Eukaryota; Metazoa; Chordata; Chondrichthyes; Lamniformes; Lamnidae. The transcript is spliced from 5 exons. The coding region runs from base 1 to 1875 and encodes 624 amino acids.